Molecule: messenger RNA, 1467 nt
Organism: Paramecium pentaurelia
Lineage: Eukaryota; Ciliophora; Oligohymenophorea; Peniculida; Parameciidae
Source: the annotation of a GenBank genome assembly
AUGAAAUCUCUAAAAAUUAACAAUCAAUUUAUCAUAUCUCGUAAAUUAGCAGCUGGCAGUUUUGGAUUUGUAAUGUUAGCCUAUGAUUAAAAGUCUGAAUAACAAGUAGCAAUUAAAUUUGAAAAACCUGAGAAUCAACAUCAUCAUUCAUUAGAAAAAGAAAUUGACAUAAUAAGAAGACUAGAAGGUGUUUAAGGAAUACCAUAAUUAAUUUAUUCUGGAUAAGAAGAUGAUUUUAAUGUCCUUGUUUUAUAACUUUUAUCAAAAGAUUUAUCAACUUUGAUAAAAAAACAUAAACAAUUUAGUCUAAAAACUACAUUAUAAAUAGCUAUUAAAUUAGUUGAAGUCUUUUAAGAUAUACAUCAGAGAGGAGUAUUACAUAGAGAUCUUAAACCAGAAAACAUUAUGAUAGAUGAAAAUAAUAAGUUCUAUUUAAUUGAUUUUGGAAUUAGUAAAAUUUAUCUUAAAAAAAAUGGAUCAAUUUUGUACAAAAUUAUUAUAUUUAGACCUUUCAAAGAUCGUUAACCAUUUAUUGGUACAUCUCGAUAUGCAUCAAUAGCAGCUCAUAAAGGAAAUGAAUUAGGUAGGAAAGAUGACCUGGAAUCAAUGUUUUAUGUGUUAUUAUUCUUUAUUUUUGGGUAAAGAUAUUAUAUCACUAUAUAUCAGUAAAUUACCUUGGUAGAAUAUAAAACAAAUACAUAGUGAUUUCAAAAUUGAAUAAGUUGGAGAAAUGAAACUUUUAAAAACAAAUGAACUAUUAAAUGAGCUUCCAAUUGAAUUUAAAAAAAUUUAUGAGUAAUUUACAGUAUUAAAUUAUUAAGUUACUUAAGAAAAUUGACUUAUGCAACUGAACCAGACUAUAAAGCAAUUAUAAAACUUUUUUAAUAGGCAGCUAAAAAUUCAAAAAUAAUAUUAGAUACUUUUUAUGAUUGGGACCUAUAAAAUACAACAUUGACAGGAAAUUUUUCUCAUUUUGGAACUAUAUAAUUUGAAGAUAAUUUAUAAUCUGAUAAAUUAUCUUCUAAGUAAAUUAUGUAAAAUUUAAAUAUUCAAAUUUAUAGGCAUCUAAAUACUUAAUCUGCUAGUCCUGUAAAACGUAGAACUGCUGGUCCUACAAUGAUGAAACAACAUCAGCCUUUUUUAUAAAUAAUAAAAGAUUAAAAGAGUAGAGGAAGUAGCCAUAGUCCUUUUUCUAAAAUUGAAGGAUUGAAUUAAAGUUCAAUAGAUGAAAUAAGUGAAGAUUCAGAGUAUGUUAUUCCAAAUGAAUGUGAACAUAAUUGUAAUAUUCGAAUUAGAACUUUACCUGAUAAAUUAAAAAAACCUAAAUUAAAAACCUUCUAAAACCAAACAUUAUGUUUCGAUGAUGAAUGGUUAAUAGAAUCUGAUAAAAAUUUAGUAGAUAAUUAUAAGAAUUUAGAAUCUAUAAGUUAUUAAAUUACUACUAUAUUUCAAAAUAAAUUAAAAUGA